Messenger RNA from Sesamum indicum (sesame), 2385 nucleotides. Its product is annotated as O-fucosyltransferase family protein. The record is from RefSeq and is a predicted model, not a curated record. Lineage: Eukaryota; Viridiplantae; Streptophyta; Magnoliopsida; Lamiales; Pedaliaceae.
AUGCAAUUAUUUUAUAUAUUGGAUUUGAUCUGAAGUAGGGAGGCAGUAGUCACAUGGAGUGUCAGCAGCGCCAAUGGUAGAUAGAUAAAUUCUUCAAGCCCCAACCCCCGCUUUCUCUCUCUUACACAAACGCACACUUCCACUGCUCACAUCGCACUUUACCAACCCCACGACGGGCGGAGCAAACACCAAGCCAAGCUGGCGUACAGCCCUCGAGCAACGGCGGAGCUCCGCCACUCGAGCUCCAUCGGCAACCGUGCCUCUUCGUCGCCAGCCGCCUCCGCUGCGGCCCCAUCUCCAUUGUCCUCUGAGUACCACACCUCCGCCACCACCGACGACGAUGACAAUGUUCGGGAUCGCUAUUCCCGGGAUCGCUCCUUCCGCUCAUAUUUCCAACCCUUGAUGCCACACUAUCUUUUCCCCAACGACGAUCUAUAUAGGUCCCACCCUCAUAGAUCUAAGAUCUCCCUUGUCAUACUCGUCGCUGUUGUUUUUGCUGCCGUGUUUUCCGUCACUUCUGUCGUCAGACGAUUGAAUGCUCCAUAUUUGUGCAGGAAAGAUGGCAUAACUCUUCACUGCCCUCAUGUAAAGGAGCCUCCAUCACUAUGGGAGAAUCCUUAUUCAGCCACUACAUCAUGGAAGCCUUGUGCUGAGCGACGUGAAGGCAUAAUUUCAGAUCUUCCAGCUGAGAAUGAAACGAAUGGCUAUAUAUUUAUACAUGCUGAGGGUGGUCUUAACCAGCAAAGAAUUGCUAUAUGCAAUGCCGUCGCUGUGGCCAAGAUCAUGAAUGCUACUCUUAUCUUGCCUGUCCUGAAGCAAGACCAGAUAUGGAAAGACCAGACGAAAUUCGAAGACAUAUUUGAUGUAGAUCAUUUUAUUGACUACUUGAAAAAUGAUGUGCGGAUUGUGAGAGACAUUCCAGAAUGGUUUACUGACAAAGCAGAGCUGUUCACUAGUAUACGAAGAACAGUUAAAAACAUCCCAAAGUAUGCUCCUGCACAGUUCUACAUUGACAAUGUUUUACCUCGUAUCAAGGAAAAGAGGAUAAUGGCGUUGAAGCCUUUUGUUGAUCGUCUGGGAUAUGACAAUGUCCCUCAAGAAAUCAACAGGCUAAGGUGCAGAGUGAACUAUCAUGCUUUGAAGUUUCUUCCUGAAAUUGAGAAUAUGGCUGAUUUACUUGUCUCUAGAAUGAGAAACCGAACUGGCAGUUCAAAUCCUUUCAUGGCACUUCAUCUAAGGUUUGAGAAAGGUAUGGUGGGCCUUUCUUUCUGUGAUUUUGUGGGAACUAGGAUGGAGAAAGCACUAAUGGCUUUGUACAGACUAAAAGAAUGGCCCCGACGCUUCAAGGAUGGUUCUCAUCUUUGGGCCCUGGCUCUUCAAAAGCGGAAGGAAGGGCGCUGCCCUCUUGAACCGGGGGAGGUAGCAGUGAUGCUUCGUGCCAUGGGCUAUCCCAAAGAAACUCAAAUAUAUGUUGCUUCUGGGCAGGUUUACGGUGGACAGAAUCGCAUGGCACCGCUCAGGAACAUGUUCCCCAAUCUUGUCACGAAGGAGGAAUUAGCGACCAAGUUGGAGUUGGAUGGAUUCAGAAAGCACGUGACAAGCUUAGCGGCUCUAGACUUCUUGGUCUGCUUGAAGUCUGAUGUCUUUGUAAUGACACACGGAGGGAACUUUGCUAAACUAAUAAUUGGAAAUCGGAGGUACCUGGGCCACCACCUAAAAUCCAUAAAACCAGACAAGGGUCUGAUGUCCAAAUCUUUAGGGGACCCCUACAUGGGCUGGGCCACAUUUGUGGAGGAUGUCAUUGUAACCCACCAGACACGAACCGGUUUACCAGAAGAAACUUUCCCCAACUAUGACAUAUGGGAGAACCCCUUGACACCAUGCAUGUGCAGAACCUGAUUGUGAAUGGUUCUGGUAGUGUAGCACAGACCAUAGGUGAUGUCAGAAGCUACCGUGCCCAAGUGAAUUUGAAAAUUUUGGAGUUAGUUUUGCCAGGAAAGCUACUCGAUGCAGGUGAUCACGGUUUUAGGAUGUCGGAGCCUGAGAAAAUAUGGAUGACAAGUCUAUGAACACAAAUGUAGUUAUACGCCUGGGAAGAUAUGGAUAAUUAAGUCUAUGAAUGCAAAUUACUUUUCCUGGGACUUGAAGACCUUAUUUGGAUGAGAAAUAGGAUCUUCCAUCAGAGGGGCGCAAAUGGACUGCAUACUUGUACUGGAAUGCUGAUUCAAUUCAAUUAUCAUUUUAUUAUGUAAAUCGUGAUCGGAUGUCUGAAAUGCAAGUUUUGCGUGAAUUUGCAUGCAUAUAUAUGCCAACAGCUCCUUUAUUGGGACGCGAAACAUGAAAAGCACGGAAAAUUCGUGGGGUUGUCCCUGCAAUAUUUGCACA